UUAAAGUUUAUCUCACAGGUCAUCAGUUGUGACUCUACUGUGUGUUUCUGUUUGACAGCUCUGUGUGUUGUGGAGUCAGCUGGCACUAAGGAAGUGGUGGGAGGACAUGUCAUGUUCGGCUGCUCGUUCACGUUGGCAGGAACCAACAACAAAUACUUCUGCAAGGGGACAUGUUCUGGUAAAGACAUUCUGGUUAAAACUAAUGGUAGCAAGAAUGUAACUCAAGAUCGAUACAGUAUAGAAGACAACAGAGAUGGAGUCUUCUAUGUGACCAUCAAGAACCUGAUGAAGACAGACUCUGGGACCUACUGGUGUGGAGUGGAGAGAUAUGGCCUAGACUCAUACCAAGAGGUGCAUCUCACAGUUACAGAUGCUCCUCCCACUUCUACAACCUCACCUGUCACCUCCCGACGCCAUGUCUCCACAUCCCUUCUAAACCUCUCUACAACCCUCCCAAACCUCUCUACAACAUCCUCUAACCUCUCCACAACCCUCCCAAACCUCUCCAACAUCCCCAAACACCUCCUCAACCCUCCCAAACCACAUCAGUGGUCACCUAUCAAGAGCUGGUCUGAUGGUGUGGACCAGUGUUGGUCUGGUAGUCAUGGUGACAGUGUUAGGUCUGGUCCUGCUCCUGUUCUACAGACAGAGGAGAGGAACCAGGGGAACACCACCAGUUCCUCCAACACACAACCUGACCCUGCUGGAGAGGUUGUCUGUGUGUACGAGGAGAUCAGAGACAGACAGACAGACACACUUCCUGUGGUCAUCUCUUCAGUCUACUCUACUGUCAAAUCACCUACCAACUCUACAAUCUACCCUACUGAUCAACCAGCUUCUCUCAUCUACUCCAGUGUGGAUCUACCUACAGAUUCUAGAGUCUCUUCAUGUCCUCCAACAGCCAGUGGAAACCAGGAUGAUUCCAUCUAUUCUACAGCCCAGCUACCCAAAGAUACUGUAGAAUCUACAAGAUACCCUGCUGUGCACUCUAAAGACACUCCAGAAGAUGCCCCUACUCUACAGCCCAGCUACCCACAAUAA
Messenger RNA from Oncorhynchus keta (chum salmon), 1041 nucleotides. RefSeq lists its product as uncharacterized. The record is from RefSeq and is a predicted model, not a curated record. The coding region runs from base 112 to 1041 and encodes 309 amino acids. Lineage: Eukaryota; Metazoa; Chordata; Actinopteri; Salmoniformes; Salmonidae. The transcript is spliced from 5 exons.